AUGCAUUGGAUAUUUUUGUCUACACUGUUUGCCGUGUGGGGGAAGGAGUACGAGUGUCUGGAUGUGCCUGUCCGAUUGUGGAUCCACCAGGACAUGACGUCAUCUUUCAUGUUUAUUUCAAGUAAGCCACAGGAGUACAUUAGCGGGAUCUUGACGAGCUUGCACGAUAACAUCGAAGACUUCGACUUUGGCAUUUCCCUGUUCUGGGAUCGGUCUGUGGACACAUGUUACCUGCCAGUGUGCAACUUCGAUGGGAAUGAUUUUGACUCCAAGGUGCAGUCAGCCUCGACAAUCAUCAAGGAGCUGCCGGCGCCUUCCGAUUCUUACAACGACCUUCUGGAAGACGCGCUGUCUGGACUGCCUGUGGUUGCGAAGCACGAGUUUGGGAUGUUGUCGACAGAAGCUGUAAAUAUCUUUGUAAUCAUUACGGACGAGCCGGGCAAGUACCACGACAUGCCCGCUUGUUCACCGGGUAGCGGCUCGUGCGACACUCAGUUCGAGGGAGAUACGCCGAACACCACGGUCGAGGACGAAGUCAACUGCUCAACCCAUGUGUGGUAUCCGACUGCUGAGCAGCUCUCCCACUCUGUGCAAACUUACAAGGUGGUACCCAUUACCCUCGUUGUGGAAAAGGCGGUAAACUGGUGGAAGAAGUUCUGGUCCAAAUCGCUAAACCUCAAGGAGGACCAAGGUGAGUUCGGGGUCUUCCCUAUCACCAUGGACGCCGACGGCGUGGCCCAGACCAUUCUCGAGAGUGUCAACACCAUCAACUGCAUCAUCAAGACCACGACCACCAGCACACCCACCUCCGGAACCGGAACCAGCGGCACCUCCGGAACCAGCGGCACCACCGGAACCAGCGGCACCACCGGAACCAGCGCCACCACCACUUCAAUUGUACCCAUCAUAACCACCACUGCUGUACCGGCACCAGCUCCGGACCACAACAAGGCAAUCGCCAUCGGCAGCGCGGCAGCCGGGGCGGCCGCGUUGCUUGCUGGCGCAGCUUGGUACAAACUGCGAGACAGUGCCCCACCGGAACUCGACGUCACCGAAGAGGAAGGUGCUGCGGACGCGGCCCAAGGCGGAGACCGUGAGUCCAUUGUUGCCAUGGAAGAAGACGCUUACGAGUAG
Messenger RNA from Gregarina niphandrodes, 1134 nucleotides. RefSeq lists its product as hypothetical. The record is from RefSeq and is a predicted model, not a curated record. The transcript has a single exon. The coding region runs from base 1 to 1134 and encodes 377 amino acids. NCBI's taxonomy places the organism in Eukaryota, Apicomplexa, Conoidasida, Eugregarinorida, Gregarinidae.